Aspergillus luchuensis is the source of this 450-nucleotide messenger RNA. RefSeq lists its product as uncharacterized. NCBI's taxonomy places the organism in Eukaryota, Fungi, Ascomycota, Eurotiomycetes, Eurotiales, Aspergillaceae. The coding region runs from base 1 to 450 and encodes 149 amino acids. The transcript has a single exon. The record is from RefSeq and is a predicted model, not a curated record.
AUGCAAAUACGGAAACCCCCCCUCCCCCAUAGCCGGUAUUACAGCGGUAUUGCACCACACGGACUGGCAGCCGUCAACCGGAUAAUUUACCGUCUCGAGCCGGUAAUCCUUGCCCCCUCUCGGGCUACUGCGACUUCCUUCUUGGGUAGGUCGGUCAUACAGGUGCCAGUUGGUCCUCCUUACGUUAUCUCCAGAUUCGCUCUCUUCGGCCACCGUCUUCGGCUUUUUCCUGGUCUAUCUCUCCUUCUCUUCUACUUUACUUCUGCUUUCUUCCUUCUUGGUCUUCUAUCCGGCUUUCUUCCUUCUUGGUCUUCUAUCCGGCUUUCUUCCUAUACUAUCCCCCUUCCGCUGGGCAUCUUCGCUUUCAUCUCUUCCGCCAUCGGAUCCAUUGACCUUUUCCGCCUUGCCCCCCCCGAAACUCUCAGUUCCGCGACGGUUACCGGGGUUUAA